AUGAAUCCAAUAAUUCAUAUUGGAAAAGAAAUCAAGUCCACAUUCACCAAAGUCAAUGAAUUGACUAAUAGAAGUGUUUAUGGACAAGAAAUAAAAAUCGACGGCUUCAUAUGGUGAGUUGUUUAAAAAAAUAGCAACAUUGUGUACUCGAAUUCAUCUUUGUGAGAAAACGAUAAAAAAUUUAUGUCAAAAAAAUAUAGAUUCUAGAAAAAAAUAAUUAUUUGAUAAAUAUUGUUUAAAAAUCCCUUCAGUUUUCUGGUCAAUGAUUCUGCAAACGUUAACAGAUCAGAUGCACAAUAAAAUGAAAUGUUCAUGAAACUAUCUAUUAAUUUCCAGGAAAUCUGGAUUACUCAAAAACACCGACACCUCAAAUGUGGCAUAUCUUGUUCCAUUUCUCGAAGUCUCACCAUCGGUUUCUGUUACAAACUGGAUUUGCGAAGUUAAAGCAUCAUUUAGUGUUCACAAGGCGGAUGGUACAACUUUCAAAAAAGGUUUCGCCAAUCCUUUGUUUAUGACAAGUAAAAACACAUCCUAUGGACUUUACACUUUUAUGGAAUGGAAGAAUUUUUAUACUACUGAUUAUGUUCAAAACUUAUCCUCGACAAUUAGUUAUAUCUUUGAUCUCAAGUUUUAUAACUUUGAUCAAAGUAGUAUCAACUAUAGGGAUUUUGCUGUCAUCGUUGGUCAAGAUAAGUUCUUUACUAAUAAAGCGGUAAGGGUUUAAGUUCCGCAAAACUUUACUAUUCACCUAAAUUUUCAGUUAUUGGCUAUGAAUUCGAAGUUUUUAGCAGAUCAUUUAACUGCAUCAGAGCUGAAUUUGCUAUCUACAGAUAGCAAAGAUUUUGCAAUGUUUCUCGCAGCAGUUCAUCCGGAUCCGAUUCAAAUAACAUGUUAGUUUGAUAAAACGAGAAAUCAUAUUAAAUACCGUUAACAUUUUUUCAGCUAAUAAUUUUGGCGCGUUAGUUGAUCUUGCUCAUCGCUUGAACGCUGGUCCUUUGUUCAAGAAAUGCUUGGAUGUAGGAAUGAAUUCAACAACGAUUCCAUUGAUUGUUAAAGUCAGAAGUGCUGAAAAACUUGAAUCAGAUGAUAGAUUGAUGGUAAGUUAUUCUCUAGUUUUUCAAACUUGCCAUUUUAUAAAAAAAACAUUGAAAAUUGCGCAAAACUUGAAAUUAUUUUUUAUAGUCGAAUUUGUUUUAAACUUAAUUUUAUUUUUCCAGCAAGCAUGUAUUGAUUCAUUGAAAACCGCAAAAGAAUUCAAGGAUUUUGCCGAUAAACCAGAGUUCAAAACUCUCAAAGACUCCACCAAAAUUCGAUUCUUCACCGCUUCACUCAAAUUCAUCUAG
Caenorhabditis angaria is the source of this 1343-nucleotide messenger RNA. The record is from the annotation of a GenBank genome assembly. NCBI's taxonomy places the organism in Eukaryota, Metazoa, Nematoda, Chromadorea, Rhabditida, Rhabditidae.